Molecule: messenger RNA, 10177 nt
Organism: Daphnia pulicaria
Lineage: Eukaryota; Metazoa; Arthropoda; Branchiopoda; Diplostraca; Daphniidae
Exons: 42
Coding region: 165-9104 (2979 amino acids)
Biological process (GO): proteolysis
Molecular function (GO): serine-type endopeptidase activity; protein binding
Source: RefSeq, a predicted model, not a curated record
ACGGAUCUUUCCUUGCUCGCCUCAUUCUUCCGUGUUGUAUUAGAAGAUAUACACCAACGUAUUGACUGUGCACGGAAUACUGUUCGUUACAACUCCAGUGCCGAUGCUGUGAAGAGAGUGAUUGAAUUUGGAUCGACCCCCCCUCCCAACCAACGAUCAUCAUCAUGUCUUUGCCCAAGAAGCCAUCGAGGAAGAAGCUUUCCAAUCGGUUGUCACAUGACGACGACGGCGUGUUUCAGACGACGACAGCUCAGUUGCACGGUACGAUAGGAGCAAGCCGCUCCACCAACUUUUCUUUUAAAAAAGACUUCGUCAAAGAUUCGAUGGUGGUGCUUGGGCCGGAGCGGACUUUCAAGUUGCGCAAUCCGCUGGUGCUUUCGUCAUCCUCAGGCCUUCAACAGCAAAGCAGCGGAUUGCUUCACGGGAUGGACGACGGGACUGCCAGCAUACGUGGCGCCUCCAUUUCACCUUUCAACACCACUCACAAAAUUCGCGCGGGCGAUCGUGCACCGUCAACAAGCUCCUACAGUCUGAGCUCCUACGAUGAUAUAGUGCGAGACGCCAGCAAAAACGGGAGGCGAUGGCCGAGUAACCAUUGCUUUUGUCUGAUGGGAACCCUCUUUUUAUUAGGCACGGGACUCGCCUUUGGCAUCUACUACGGACUGAUCAGUGGCAAACAGGAGAAACUGAUCGAGUUUGCUUAUCGGGGAACUUUCCGGAUUGCGGAUGGCGACUGGUUCGAGCCCAAUCUAGCCGAUGUCAAAAGCACCGCUUUUAGUCUCAAAGCUCGUGACUUUGAGGCUAAAUUGGACGAAAUGUUCAAAAACAGCACCAUUAAGGACAUUUAUCAUCAUUCAGAAAUCCUGACGUUUGAAGGUAAUGAAGACUACGACCUGUCCGUCUUCUUCAACUUGUAUUGCACCACGAAGAAAACUCCCACCGACGCUUUGGAAAUGGAAUCCAUCUUGAGGGAAGAAUUGGCUAUGAGAUUUCCGGUGACUGUUCACAUCGAUCCGUCGUCGGUCGAAGUUAGAGCUCGGUCGGUUGCGAUGUCAGCCAACGAGAGUUCCGACUUGGUUGAUAGGCGAACGGACCUUGACUCUGCCUCGGAGCGUACUCACGGCCGUUCAAUCGAGAAUGAUUUGUCGAAUUACCUGCCACCCUAUCCGACACAUCCUUCUUCUAACGGCAUUGACUCCGCAGCGGGUGUUAAAAAAGGACACCAGUCCCGGCCUCUGUUGACGUCGUCGACUAUUCGGCCGGCAGUGACUUCGCCAGGCCCACUCGUUCCCAUCGACACGUUUUUCCAGCCGCAAGACUAUCAAGAACGUUCGGGUUGUGUGCCUAUUUCGCUUAGCUUUUGUCGCCACUUGGCUUACAACUUCACCUCGUUCCCCAACCUGCUCGGACAACGCGGGGCUCGCGAAGUUGACCGACUUAACGAAGCCGCAAAGUUAUUGGUGGAAUCUGAAUGCUCGCCCUACAUCGUGCACGUGCUGUGCCAUAUAUUGCAACCUCCUUGUGACCCUAGUGCUCCAACUCCUGGCGGAUUCGUUCCACCGCCUCCAUUAUCGCUGAUGCCCCGUAUUCCGAAUCACCUUCCGCCCUGUCGGAGCCUUUGCAUGGCCGUAAUGACAUCAUGCAAGGCCCGUUUAGGUCUGAGCCAACAAAUCUCCCGUCGGCAAGAUUUGACAGGUAACAAACUGCAGAGCGGUGAUAUCGCAACCGGCCUGAGAGAUCUACUUCGCUGUGAGCUCUUCCCAAUCGACGACGGAAUGGAUUCUUGUACCACUAGACCAUCUAUGAACUACGUCAUGGAGGCCGAUCCGAGCGAAUGCGUCCGGUUUAUGACCAGCAGUGGACACACCACCCGCAUUUGUGAUGGGCUGAUGGACUGUCACGAUUUCAGCGACGAGGUGGCGUGCAAUUACUGUCCCGAGGGUCAGGUUCACUGUGGAGUUGGCGCCGCUUGUAUUGACGUCAAUAAGCGUUGCGACGGCUUCCCUGACUGUCCCAACGGGAGCGACGAAAGAGGCUGCCUGACAGUUGCGCCGGACAUGGCGGCGGCUAAUUUCGUUCAUCAGUACUUCCAUGAGGGCUACAUCGUCUUCACCGAAGGCAACAACACCGGCAAGAUAUGUGUCGAUUCUCUCAACUCGUCAUCGCUCAUGUCGACGGCUCGACAGCAGAGCUUCUUGGAGAUCUUUGGCGAGUCGGCCUGUCGUUCCAUGUCCUACCGUAUCAUGGAGCGCAUCGAAAUUCGCAUCGACAACGAGCGCUCCGCAGACUAUGCCCAUCUGACCGAACCCAUCCGAUGGAGGGCCACUUUCCUUCGGGCUCCCUGUCGCAAGCGUCAAGUGCUCUACCUUUCUUGUUCAGGACUUGAAUGCGGCAAUCGACCAGUCCAUAUGCAUCCCGACCGCCCUGGCACUGAUCUCACCCUCCUUCCGUCCGCUCACGGAGACUGGCCGUGGUUUUCGGCAUUAAUCCGAGAUGGCGUUCACGCUUGCGAUGCAACGCUUGUGGCCGAUCAAUGGCUUCUGACCGCAUCUUCCUGUUUCGAUGGGCAAAGUCGAGCUCAUUGGGUUGCAAGAUUCGCCGCUGUUCGUCUGACAUCCGACGCACCUUGGGAACAAGAGAGGCGCAUUAUCGGCAUGGUCAAAUCGCCCAUGAAGGGCAACCAGUUGGUCCUCAUAAAAAUGGAAUCACCCGUCAUUUAUUCAGAUUUUGUCCGGCCAGUGUGUCUAGCCCGCGACCACGAAGCUUGGAUAUCCGGUCCAACUUCUCGUUGUCUCUACCUCGGAUGGGGCCAAGACAGAGACAAUUUGCAUGAAGUGACGGCCAAAGUCGUGCAAAAUCCCAAAUGUGACAACGUCACAAUGCUAUGCGCGGAUGUUCUAUCGAAUCUGGACGCUUGUCGGAACGAUGAGUUCGCCGGGAGUCCACUACUUUGCCAAUUGAAUGAUGGCGGCUCCUGGUCUUUGGUUGGUGUGUCUAACGAGAACCGCCACUGCGAUCGGAGUUUUGAUGACCCUUCACAGAGUCGAAUUUACCUAGGCGUUUCGUCUAUUUCUGGUUCCGGUUCGAUGGAAUCACGCAAUCGCUCAUGUUUGGCCGAGGUCAAUGUCGGCUCUACGCCAUCGCCCAGAACAGGGUCGACCAAAGGACGAUCGCACAGUCUUACUAUCGUCCCUCCGUCCGUCUGCAUAACUCCUUCCAUGGAAGAGGAAACAAUAGCGACUGGAGUGGACAGUGAGCUGAGCAGUAGUCAACUGAAACUACCAUUACAAAAUGCGGCAAAAGGGAAGAAAUUGCCGACCAAACACGGGCCAAGAUUGUCUAUCCCGCAUAUCUUCACCCAUUCGUCAUUGGGCAGCUCACCGCUGACUCCUACACCCUCCAUCUCGUCACUCCUCUCUACCGCUGCUGCCCGGAAUUUCUCUUUCAGUAUACCCCACUCCAUGAGACAUGGCUAUUGGGCGAAUCACUCCGAGUCCAUGGUGUCGUUAAGCUACCGCACUUUUGCCAACUACAUAGUUGAAGACAAUUUAGCUGGGUUACGUGUGUUUCUCGAAAACCGCCAUGUCGUCGUCGACGAUAGAGAUGAGAACGGAGCUACUGCACUGGUGUUGGCAUCGAUCAAAGGCAAAAAUGCCAUCGUCAAAGAGUUACUCGCUCAUGGAGCUGAUCCAAAUGUCGAGGAUUCCGAUAACUGGACACCUUUGCUCUGCGCUGCAAAAGAGAAUUUCACAUCCAUUUGCGUCGAGCUGCUCAAUCAUGGCGCCAACAUUGAACACCGGGACAUGGGAGGAUGGACUUCACUCGUAUGGGCUUGCUAUAAGGGCUAUUUAGAGACGGCGCGUCUGCUGAUUGAGCAACGCGCCGAAGUCAACGUUCACGGCCAAUUUCAUAUCACGCCCUUGAUGUGGGCUUCGGGCCGAGGUCAUGUCGCUAUAGUCCGUCUUCUUUUAGAACACGGGGCUAAAGUGAACGUUGGAGAUAAGUAUGGAACCACGGCCCUGAUCUGGGCAUGCAGGAAAUCGCAAGAUGAAAUUGUCGAUAUGUUACUACAAGCAGGAGCCAAUGUCGAAGUAUCUGGAAUGCAUUGUUGGACGCCACUACUACUUGCUGCCAAAGAGAAUGCAUCUGAGAUUGUCAACAAAUUACUCGAUAGAAAACCUAAUGUUAAUGCCACGGACAAAGACGGCUGCACAGCGCUUACUCUGGCCUGCAAAGAAGGUUACCACGACAUUUGCAUGGCCUUGCUCAAUGCUGGUGCCUACGUUAACUUACAAGAUCGAAGCGGUGAUACCAACUUGAUCCAUGCCGCUAAGGCUGGCCACAAGUCAAUCGUUGAAGCUCUACUGAAGAAAUACGCCGACGUGGACAUGACUGGCAAGGAAAGGAAAACUGCUUUGUAUUGGGCUGUUGAGAAAAAUCAUGUUUCAGUGGUCAAAUCACUUCUUAACUCGGAUCCGAAUCUAGAAAUAUCCACCAAGGAUGGCGAUACACCGUUGUUGAGAGCCGUUCGUAAUAGAAGUAUAGAAAUUGUACAACUUUUACUGGACAAAAAAGCACGGGUUACAGCAGCCGACAAAGAAGGCGAUACGGUUCUGCAUAUCGCUAUGAGAGCCAGAUCUAAAGCAAUAGUUGAAGUUCUACUUCGUAAUCCCAAACACAGUCAGUUACUAUACCGGCCAAAUCGGAGCGGUGAAACACCAUACAAUAUUGAUAUAAGUCAACAAAAAACGAUACUUGGCCAAAUUUUCGGAGCUCGACGAUUAAACACCAAUGAGGACAAUGAAAACAUGCUGGGCUAUGAACUGUACAGUAGCGCACUUGCAGACAUGUUGAGCGAACCGUCACUUUCAAUGCCCAUUACAGUUGGGCUUUACGCAAAGUGGGGGUCUGGCAAAUCUUUUCUCCUCAGCAAAUUACGAGACGAAAUGAAGGGCUUUGCUCGUCAAUGGAUUGAGCCACAGUUGCAGUUUUCGGUGGUUCUCUGCAUCAUGGUGCUCCACAUUGCAACACUAUUUGGUGUGAUAUUGGGCGUUUCGCUUGAUUCUUGGAUUGCAGGAUUGGCAACUGGCGGAGGUUGUUUUUUCCUCAUGGUGACAUUUCUGUACAUAGUAUACUGGGGAUAUGAAAGAUUUAAUUGGAACUGGGCACAUAAUUUUGGACUAGCAUUAGCUAGAAAACUAGAUUCGUUAAAGUUGGUGUUACAAGUGACAUUCUGUACCCCACCGGGUCCACAGUUCGGAGGUGAUAGUAUCCGCAUUCAACCCAUUAGAUUCUACUUCACGGAUCAAACCAAAGUUUCGCGGUCUACAAGAGGCGAGAAUUCUGUUGUUCAGAUGAUUGGUUCACUAUUGGAUUCAAUAGAAGCAGAUUACGGUGUAGUGGCUACCAGACUUUAUCGUGCUUUUAGGCCGAAGCCAGUGAAAUCUACGUCACCCUGGAGAUUUCGCCGCUUUUGUUGCGUCCCGUACGCAGCCAUUUUCCUUAUUUGUGUCGACAUUCUUUUAGCUGGAUUGGUGUUUCUGGCAAUAUAUCAAAAGGAGGGAAUCGAGGAUCGGAUAAUCAAUUCGAAUCACGUCAGUUAUACACUUAUAGCCAUCGGAGUAGUUUUGGGUGUUGUAGUCAUCGCCAAUGUAUACACAUGGAGUCGAAUUGUGAAAUCCUUGAUUUUCUCGCAACGGAGGAAGCUGUUACGGAUCAUCGGUCGGCUCCAGUCCGUCAGAGCCGAGGGCUAUUUGCAGGCAUUAAAAAGGGAAGUGGCCAUAAUGGUAGAGAUGGUUCGAUGUCUCGACGCCUACAGUGGUCAACAGACGCGACUGGUGAUGGUAGUUGACGGUUUAGAUAGUUGUGAACAAGAUCAAGUUCUCUACGUCCUCGACGCUGUGCACUUGCUUUUCACCGAACAAUCAUCACCAUUCAUAACCUUACUCGCCAUCGAUCCGCACAUUAUUAUCAAGUUUUUCUGCGCACAGGCAAUCGAGCUAAACUUACACAGGAUGUUCAACGAAUCCAACAUCGGGGGUCACGAUUACCUCCGCAAUUUGGUACACGUCCCCUUCUUUCUUCAGAACGCUGGUCUGCGAAAAGUGAAAGCAGCUCAACAAGCGGCCCUCAUGUCUAAAAAUCCUACUGGAGCACGUUCAAUGAUAACGUCGAACAGCAACCAUGCUGCUGUACUUAACUGGCUUGAAUCAGAAGAUACCGGCAACAAUCAACAAGCCGGUGAUAAAGUUCCGAUGUCACCUCGGCGAAUGUCGGUUGAAUCAUCUGCCCCACAAGGCAAAGGAUUGCAUCGGAUUCAUAAGCUCAGUAAUGCCCUUCCAAUUAUGGGGCAUCGCAAGCUUCGCCCCAGUGAGAGCAUGGAAAGUGGAUUAGCUCUAGGCAAUAACAAUCGCGUCAUGGCUGCUCAAGAUCUCACCAAAGUUUUAUUAACCGAUGAUUACUUCAGUGACGUCAAUCCGAGAAGCAUGCGCCGUUUAAUGAACGUCAUCUACGUUACGGGUCGUCUACUCAAAGCCUUUCAGAUUGAAUUCAAUUGGUAUCAUCUGGCGUCUUGGGUCAACAUUACGGAACAGUGGCCAUAUCGAACGUCUUGGAUUAUUUUGUACUGCGAAGUGAAUGAGGACAAGUUGGAUGACUUUACUACUCUCAAAAUUGCAUACGAACGCGCAAAACCAUUCAUACCCAUCUCAAAAGAAGUCGAACCUCAUUUGGAGAUUGAUCGCGACGAGAAAAAGUUUCAAACGUUUCUCAGUUUCCACCGCAACACGUUGCAGGUUCUUCAUUUAAAAAUGUUUAUGCCAUUCACUAUUCAUUUGGACCCUUACUUACGUAAAGUGAUCAAAGAAGAGCGUUCAUCAUUCUUGGCAAUGCAAUCAGGAGCACCUGUACCUAACGCUGCCACAACGGACAUCAAACUUAAUGGCAACGUUAUCCAUGAACAGCCUAAUCCUCCUGUAGCUAUGCAUGUUCCUUGGAAUGGCCAGCCUUGGACUACAGUGACGUUGCCUACCCCGGAUCAGAGUAAGCCGACCAUAUACCCGAAGUAUCCGUCCAUGGUGCCUACUAUUUCCCACUGUAACUAUGGAGUUAUGCCAACUAACCCCUACGUACCAACAUCCAAUCAACUGUGCUUCAAGCCUACCUUGCCUAGUCGUCUUCAGGACAGAGUACUCAGUUCUCUUACUGCCGAAGAAGUCAGUGAGCUGUUAAAACAUCUGGAUGGAUUUAGAAUAGCACAAGUUGAGCAAUAUUCUCGAACUCUUAUUGAUAGCAAUAUUAGCGGACGCGUUUUGCUUAACUGCAACUUGGACGAGCUAAAAAGUUUGAGUGGUAUGUCCUUUGGCGACUGGGAGCUCUUCCGUGUAGCGAUUUUUGCUUUAAGGGAUCGCGAGUACCAUCCGCGCGUGGCUCUUAGCCCUAACCCUCAGCAACAGUCCACUGUCGGAAACACCAGCGCCAGUCAACAGCAUUCAGGGAACUAUAAUUUAUUGGAUGUGGACUACGAUGGACGUUUAUCUAGGAGUAGCAGCCUACGCAGUAACACAUUCGCUGGCGUCGCUACAGGUGAAGUCGUCACUGAAGUUGAUGCGAGUUUGUCAGCUCCCAAGAUCAACAAACGCCAAACGAAUAUUGAAAAGCAAGUCACAUUGGAAGAUCAAGCUAUAUGUGGAGCAUUACAGACCCUCAAUGAAGAGGCUAUGGAGGAUGUCUUAGAUGAGCGGGAAACGGAAUACCUGACUGGAAAUGAAUUGAUGGCGAACCCAUACGGCUACAACUCAAGCAACUUGUCCACGUGUAGCGAUCCAGCUGAAACAGAUGUCCUUUAUCUGCAGACUUCAGUCGUUCCAGAUUUGCACUUUCCCGCUUUAAGACAUGCGAACAGCGUCUUCGGCUCUCGUGCCCUAAUUGGAAACGAGGACUCUGUCAGCCUAGGAAGUUCCUUAGUCAGCUUGGCCGAAAGAGGGACCAUAACUCCUGCUCGUCAACGGACCAUAACGGAAGUGGUUUGGCCUGAACAAAUAGCCUCUGCCUUGAACAGUGGUUUGCGUUCACGGCUCAGUUCCAGUACCAGUCUCUUCCGUGCUGGAUCUCAAAAGAGUGUCGUUGCAUCCGAUCUGAGCUAUGGAUUGUCUCGCCGCGAUUCCCAACGUUCCAUUUCAGAUCUGGGUGCCACCAAGCCCAUAUUCGUCUCAGUGGAUCCAUCAAACACAGCAGAAUCCAGCUGUCCAACGAGUUCUGGAUUCAGUCCCGCAGUUUUAAGUGGUUGGCGCAGCGAACAAGGGUCUCCACGACGUCCAGCCUCUCUUGUAUUGAGCGAUUCUGCCAACCCACAUGAGUGGCUAGUUAAACCCGUUAACACUCCUGAAAGCCCGCAUCACGGCGACAAUCGACUAAAAGUUCAGGGAGGAGACGGUACACCAACUGCUACCUCAACUUCUCCGGUCAUUGUUCAAAAGCGCUUCUCGACAACAAAUGUUGAGCUAUUGCCGGACCAGGUUACUGCUAAACUGCAGAUUGACAAGAAGUCAUCGUCAAAAUCGAAUUUACGCUCUCCUUCAAAACAACGAGUGAGGCGUAGUGGUCAGUCUCGAGUUCAUGCGCAAACGUCUGCAGGAUUACCUUCCUGCCGCCAUUCUAGCGGUAAGAGCUCCGACGAUACUGACGAAGACGGAGAAGAUGCUCCGCUAAUGAUGGCCAAAGAACAUUCCCAUCAUGUUCGACGUGUCCUUCCAAAAGCGGCAGUAGCUGCAGUUAAAGAAUCUCGCCCUCUGAGCGCCAAUUCAAAUCUUGCCAUUAACUACGUUCAACAAGCGGAAGGUGUUGCGGUUGCGACUGGAUCCCAGCUCAGUCUCGCCUCGCCCAUUGGGAGCAGCACAUCAAGCCUAGACAGUCCGCUGGACACUACUGACAACGAAGUCUACAAAACAGUUAUACCCAAAACUGAUACCAGUCGCCGAGAAAAUUCUUUGGCGCUCAUGCUCAACAGGGCCAUGAAUGAAAUGGGAGAUGCUGCCAACGUCUUGACCGCCGCUCCAAGCAAGGCAGAAUCCAGUGGGAGCUCGCAAUCGGGAACUGCCAAUUAGCCUCGGCAGUUAGUGAUUAUUUGUUUUUUGUUUUGUUCCUUAUAUACUCGAUCUAAUGGCUAGAAAUUAAUUUGAAAUUUUAGGUUCUGGCUUAUUUUGUAGUUCAUCAUUACCUCUUAGAACAAUCUCUUGAGAUAAUUCCUUAUUAGAUCGUUACAGGAAGUUAACGAGUAUUAUACGAGCAGCCAACUUAAUUCCAGUUUUUUUUUCUUCGAAUUGGCUUUGCUCACUAAGUCCUUAUAUCCUUGACCUUUGUAGAACAUUGGUUUUCUACUUCGUUGGCAACCGCCACUUCGAAAAGAAGUCAAUGUACGUUUCCUAGACGCCAGUAUAAAGAUUUUAACAAUCUUUGAAAGCGAGUUGCACUCAAAAGCCGUUUAAUAAUUUCAAAUUUCACCAGAAUGGGCACACAGGCCAUACCAAAUGGUUCGCUUUUGUAGCGUUUGUCGAUGUUGUUUACAUAGGCAAAAGUUCGAUCGUAAUAAUUUCAUCAUAAAAGUCUUUUUCAAAAUGCUGAUCUCUGAAAUUCCGAUUUGCAUAAGACGUUCAGUGCUUCGCAUAACUUUCAGUUCGAGUGUGUAUAUGUGUUUUUGCUUCAUAUGCGCCUUAUACCUCGCCUACUAAGCGACUACGUUGGAUGGAAUUGAGAGAUGAUCGCAUCACCUUUAACCUACCGUAUUCUUCUCCCGGUGACCCCAUCCUACUUUCACUUUACGUUCAAAUUCAAACGUGCAUUUGUUUUCCUAAUCCCAUUCUAGUUUCCUUUGUUUGUCAUGGAUUCAUUUCGACUGACAUUUAUUUCCUUCUCUUGACAAAUGCAUGCAUGCAACGUAACCAGUCAAUAAUUACAAUUGUAGGACAAUAAUUGCAGUUCAAUAAAAUGACAUAAAUGACUGUCAUUUUGAAAGGACGCGAGUUAAACUUGGUAAACCUACUUAUUUCCUUUUGUUUGUGAAUAUCUAUUUAAGCUAGCCUAUGAAAUGAUGAAACAUCUGUAAAUUGUUGCAACAUCCACGAAAACAAAUAUUUCGUCCUGCCGACUCUUGUAAUAAUACACUCUAAUGCGACCCCAA